GGUACCACCUUUACUUCUCUCUCUGCAAUUAUGCUCAUCAUAUUUCUUCCCUAAAACCUCUGCUAGCAUCUUAUAUUAGUGAUUUAAACAGGAAUAAAUUGCUGAAAUAUGACAGGGCUAUGAUGUAGUGGAGAUGGCAUGCCCUGGACGCUACGUUGUUGGACUGGACAUAUCCGAGGAGGCAAUAAAGAAAGCAAAGCAGAUGUCUUCCACGUUACCAAACGCAGAUUAUUUUACCUUCAUAAAGGCAGAUUUUUUCACCUGGCACCCAACAGACUUGUUUGAUCUUAUUUUUGAUUAUACGUUUUUUUGUGCCAUUGAGCCAGAUAUGAGAUCAGCAUGGGCACAGCAAAUCCAAAAUUUUUUAAAACCAGAUGGAGAGCUUAUUACAUUGAUGUUUCCAAUGGAUGAUCAUGCUGGUGGACCCCCGUAUAAAGUAUCAAUUGCAAACUAUGAAGACGUGUUGCAUCCAAUGGGCUUUGAGGCAAUAUCGAUCGCUGAUAAUAAAUGGGCUAUUGAAGUUAGAAAGGGAAGAGAGAAGCUUGGAAGAUGGAAAAGAGCUCUAGGUCAGUCGUCCCUGUGAUAACGAUGGUUGGCUAUUGAGAAGCGGGUGCUUAAGUUAGGAGAUUGAUUUCAUUCAUACAGUUUAUCUGAAAUUGGAAGACAUACAGAUGAUGCAUGUUAUGUUUUAUUUGAUGUCCUCCUUUUACCUUUAAAUAAAAGGGGGAAAAAAAGCAUUGUUUUAUGUACCGAAAUCACCACCGAAAUCACCAGUUAAAGAAGUGUUGCCUGACGAGUAAAUUAAUUGUCGUUGGAUUUCAUGUGGGAAUGGUGUUUUUCUUAAAUAAAGAGUACACCGUACAAAAGCUUACAUAGAAGAUGGUAUUUACAGCGAACGGAUAUACUAAUAUAGAAUGGCAUUUGGCAUUGGAUCGGCGGAGUAAAGUGCCCUGGAAAUUUGUUGGAUUAGAGAUAAAUUAUCGUAAACUAAAGAGAGAAAGAAGGAAAGAAAAACAAGUACUAGUAGUACGACUGACUCCACGAUAGUA
This is a messenger RNA of Theobroma umbraticum, 1049 nucleotides long. Its product is annotated as thiocyanate methyltransferase 1-like. The record is from RefSeq and is a predicted model, not a curated record. Gene Ontology annotation, molecular function: S-adenosylmethionine-dependent methyltransferase activity. Lineage: Eukaryota; Viridiplantae; Streptophyta; Magnoliopsida; Malvales; Malvaceae.